Molecule: messenger RNA, 10321 nt
Organism: Pseudopodoces humilis (Tibetan ground-tit)
Lineage: Eukaryota; Metazoa; Chordata; Aves; Passeriformes; Paridae
Gene: PDE3A
Product: phosphodiesterase 3A
Biological process (GO): signal transduction
Molecular function (GO): 3',5'-cyclic-nucleotide phosphodiesterase activity
Source: RefSeq, a predicted model, not a curated record
GCUGAGCUGCCUGGAUCAGCAACAAUUUGCCGUGCUUUUAUGGAUCAAGCUCAUGGGGCAUUGUGAAUGGGAUCACAAACGAGGACCCAGAGGCUCACAGUCUUCUGGCACCAGUAUCACCGUGGAUAUCGCUGUCAUGGGAGAAGCACACGGGCUCAUCACAGACCUUCUGGCUGAUCCUUCACUGCCCCCCAAUGUGUGCACAUCGCUGAGAACAGUCAGCAACCUGCUCAAUACACAGCUAACCUUCCAGGCCAUCCACAAGCCAAGGGUGAAUCCCAUGGUGUCCUUCAGUGAGAACUACACCUGCUCGGACUCAGAGGAAUGUCCGGAGAAAGGAGAGAAGCUAGCUAUUCCCAAGCGCUUACGGAGAAGUUUGCCUCCAGGACUGCUGAGACGAGUGUCCUCAACUUGGACCACAACAACAUCAGCCACAGGACUGCCUACCCUGGAGCCAGCUCCAGUGAGAAGGGAUCGCAGUGCCAGCAUCAAACCCCACGAAUCAUCUUCAUCCAGCUCUGACUCCUGGAACAGCUCCAUUCUGAUGACAAUCACAAAGAGCAGGUCCUUCUCCACCUCCUACGCCGUGUCCUCUACCAACCACCUGAAUGCCAAAAGGCAGAGCCGGCAAGGUAUCCCACCAAACAUUUCACCUCUCACCUCCCCGUGCCAUUCGCCGAUUCAGGGGACGCCUGCCACAAGUCCUACUGGAAAAACAUCUUCUGUGUCAUUUCCAGAGCCUACAGACACUGACACCAAGCAGAGCUUAAAGCCACACAAAGUCUUAACUUCUACUCAGAGUGCACCUAGCCUGUCAGACCCUAUUAUCAGCCCCUCCAUCAUCUGCAGCAGCUGUGGCAGACCCUACAACCAAAUAGAAGCUGGUGACGGAACACUAAAUAGAAAUGAUGCUACUACACACACCCUGAACAGAACAGAUGAUCCUGCUCAAGCCACUUCUGACUACGAGACCAACAACAGUGACAGCAGUGACAUCGUUCAGAACGACGACGACACAGAUUGCUCCAAGGAGCAGGCUCGGAAGGGAUCCAGCUGUAGGUCCUACACGCCCGAGACCAUCAUCCUGCAUCCCUUGAUACCACCUGAGGACAAGCCUGUACUGGCUCCUGAGCCUCUGGUUAUGGACAACUUGGAUCCCCUGAUGGAGCAGCUAAACAGCUGGAACUUCCCAAUCUUUGAUUUGGUGGAAAAAAUAGGAAAGAAGUGUGGUCGGAUUCUCAGUCAGGUUUCAUACAGGCUUUUUGAAGACAUGGGGCUGUUUGAAACCUUUAAAAUACCAGUGAGGGAAUUUAUGAACUACUUUCAUGCCUUGGAGUGUGGAUACCGAGAGAUACCUUAUCACAACCGAAUCCAUGCCACUGAUGUUCUACACGCCGUGUGGUACCUUACAACCCAGCCCAUCCCAGGCCUCCCAACUGUGAUCAAUGACCACGGCUCAGCAAGUGAUUCAGAUUCUGACAGUGGAAUCACUCACGGCCACAUGGGCUAUGUGUUUUCGAAGACAUACACACCUACAGACGACAGCUACGGAUGUCUGGCUGGCAACAUCCCUGCCCUGGAGCUGAUGGCUCUUUAUGUAGCUGCAGCCAUGCAUGAUUAUGAUCACCCAGGAAGGACCAAUGCCUUCUUGGUAGCAACGAGUGCCCCUCAGGCGGUGCUGUACAACGACCGCUCCGUGCUGGAGAACCACCACGCUGCUGCUGCCUGGAACCUCUUCAUGUCCAGGCCAGAGUACAACUUCCUGGUCAACCUGGACCAUGUGGAGUUCAAGCAUUUCCGCUUCCUUGUCAUAGAGGCGAUUCUGGCUACUGACCUGAAGAAACACUUUGAUUUUGUUGCCAAAUUCAACGCCAAGGUGAACGAUGAUGUUGGAAUUGACUGGACCAACGAGAACGACCGCCUGCUGGUCUGUCAGAUGUGCAUCAAACUGGCUGACGUCAAUGGGCCUGCAAAAUGCAAAGACUUGCAUCUGCAGUGGACAGAAGGCAUCGUCAAUGAGUUUUAUGAACAGGGUGAUGAAGAGGCCAGCCUGGGCUUGCCAAUCAGUCCUUUCAUGGACCGCUCUGCUCCUCAGCUGGCACACCUCCAGGAAUCCUUCAUCACUCACAUCGUGGGACCACUGUGUAACUCCUAUGACUCAGCGGGGCUGAUGCCAGGAAAAUGGAUAGAAGAUAGUGAUGAAUCAGGAGACACCGAUGAGCAAGAGGAGGAAGAAACAGCAGAAAUGGAGACUUGUGAAAAUGCUGAAUCCAGAAAGAAGAAGUUCAAGAGGAGGAAAAUCUACUGUCAGAUCACUCAGCACCUGCUUCAGAACCAUAAGAUGUGGCAGAAAGUGAUUGAGGAUGAGGAGAGGUUAGCUGGGUCAGAGAAGCAAGGCACGGAGCAAUCCCCACUGCACCAAUCUUCAGAACAAAUCCAGGCCAUCAGGGAAGAGGAGGAGGAGAAAGGAAAGGCCAAGAAGGAUGAAGAGGAGAGCACAACUGUAGAACCAAACCAAUGACAGCAUUCACAGCAGUAUUUUAAGACAGAUUGACUCGUGCACAGACUCUUUCUCAAGCCAGCACAGCAUUUAGACACAACACUGUAGAAGUAUGGGAUAAUGCGCCUACAGCUGUUUAAUUUGUUUCUCUUUCCUUUUUAUGGUGAGGUACAUUGUUUAAACUCCUAUGCUCAAGGAAGCUUUCACACUGCAACACCGGCUUUACAGACUUUCUUUGAAGAGAUUUGGGGGUGGGUGGAAUUAUAUAAAUAUAUAUAUAUAAAUAGCCAGGGUUAUUGGCUGCACACUUCAGCAAAAUACAUUUAAUGAUAUAUUAUGGUCACUGUGAUAUUUACAGGAGAAAGUUAGUUAUCUAAGGAAAUGCUGCUUCUGAAGCACAUUUGCAGUUAACAGUAAGGUACCAGUUAAGUAGCUUUUGCUCUUAUGCUGAGGGAUAAAAGUUCCAAAGCUUUAUAUGAAUGCUGAUAUAUCCUGCCAACACGUAAGUGUGAGUGAGGGGGUGUUUGCAAGUGUGAGUGGAUGUGAGGAAAUACAGCAUGGUCUGAGUUCUUACACUCUAGCUGUAGCACAUGUCCCAGUAUACCACAACAAACAGAAGGCCGGAAUUUUAGAGAAUUCGUGCCUGCAAGGGAACAAUUUUGAGGAGCUUUGCUUUCCCAUAGCCCUGCAAUCCCAGUUUGCACUCCAGCUGCGGGCAGCAGCCGCUCAGAGCCGCAGCUCUGGCCCUUCCCAGCUGUGCCAGCACCAUCACCUCCAAUUCCUCCUCUUCCUCCUCCUCCUCCUCGGCAGCUCUGGGACUGCUGGCGAAAGGGAUGUGCCAGGAGGGCUAUUUCCAGAGGGGGAACUGCAUGGCACAGCAAUCUGUUCCCCUGGAGAUGACCUGGCCUCCCUGUGCUCUGUACUGUUGGAGCAGCAGUGCGGGGUCAGGCGUGGGUUUGGGCAGGAGAAAACGGGGAGCAAACGCGCUCGGAAGCUGCAGGCACACUGUCCUCCUCUUCUGCCCUCAGCCCCUGCCUCUGGGCACCAGUGACCAAAGGCAUCACUAAAGAACAAAGCUAAAAAGGCAAAGGGUGCUUCAGGAGCUGCAUGGGGGACAGGUGCCAGUCCUGGGCCGGGCACUCGGCUGUCCCAGCAACUACUCACAUGAGCUUCAGAGAACUUGAGUUUUCAGUGUGAGGUGCUGGAUGGAGAAGUUUAUUGCUGGCAUUCUGCUUAGAAGCAGCAUGUGUGAUCCCACCAAUAUACUUUUUUUCCUUCUUUCUACUUUUUUUUUUUUUUUUUUUUUAAGAGGAAGAAAAAGAUCAGGCCUGUAAGAACAGCAGAUCUUUUUGUUGUUGUUGUUGUUCUGUUCAUAUGUUUUCUCUGUUGUUUAUGCUGUGAGCCAAAUGUCUAUUUAAAAGGUUGGAUAUUCACUUUCAAUAUUUUAUUUCACGUUAUAGUUGUCAAUUAUUAGCUGUCUAGAUGUAAAUAUGGAAAAAUUUUUAUGAGUUCCUGUAGAUAAUGAUAUCUUUAAGAAAAAAAAAAAAAGAAAAAGAAAAAAAAGGGAAAAGUUGUUUUGUAAAGAUAGUUUUUUUAAAAAAUAAAUACAAAAACAUUUUUAUACAGUGUAGCCAUUUUCAAACCCCACAAAUAAAGUCUUGACUAAUUUGUAUAGACCAUUCUGGGAAACCAGCGGUCUACAGGAUCAAGGCUUUAAAAUAUUAAUGCUCUUGGGGACUGGCAGUACCAACCAGUACCCCACAGUUUAGAGAUUUGUUCCCACAGAAAGAGUUAUAUAUAUAAACUCCAGUAUCUCUCCAAAAUCCUUUGACUAUGUAUGCUUUUUCUGCUUUGUUUCUGUAGCCCAUUACCAAGAAGAGGGUUGCUUGUGAGAGUAAGAUUCUUUGUGAAAGGCAGAGUUUGUAGAAGUCCUUUCUGUAUUAAAUUUCUGACAUUACACCCAUCACUUUUUGCUAUUGUUACACAUUCACCAAAUUUCACGAUCCUGUCGACACCUCCCCAAAAUGUUGGAAAACAUUCUCUAUCAAAGCCAAUAGUGUGUGUUAUCACUUGAGAGCUCCUUCAUGCUUUGUGAUUCUGUCAGAAUGAGAUUUUCCUCUAAAGAGGAUUUGGGGUUUUUACUGGUUCUACUUGGCUGAUAUUGUCCUGUCCUACUCUUACCAGUAGAAAAUGUGUUUUCCUUUCAGCAGAGUGACUGGAGCAGGGUUCUGAAUGCUCUUAUCAGCAGGAAUAUUUAGGAAAUGUUUUCCAAUGAAAUCAGGAAAGCAAAGAUCGAAAUCACAUUGCUAUUUUAAAGGAAAAGAACAUAGCAGAAUUCAUUCAAGAGAAAAAAAUAUCUCCAAGAUCUCAGCAAGUCUCCACUAAUUCCAGCUUGCAUUGUUUUCAUAUUCUCUUCAGAUAUUUGAUUGAUCAUUUUAUUUGGGCUUUUCCUGUACAAGUGAUAUGCCUACCUUAUAGUAUGAGAAGGAUUUAUUAUGCUUAAUUUUGUCCUUUAAAAAUUAAACUUAACAGAGAUGCUUUAAAAUGUCACAUCUCCAAGCACUUCUUUGUCAAUUUGCAGUGCAUAAUCACUGAAACUGGAUUUUAAUACUGGCUUCUAUAUUGCCUUUGCUGGAAGAUGAAAAAUUCUAUUGCAGCAAGUGUUAGUGGGUGCCCAGUUAAAUUACAAAGCAUUCAAGAAUGAGGCAAAAUCCUGUAAGUAGGGUUCCACAUAUUCCUCUAAACUGACUCACAUAGGGUUGUAAAGAACUGAGAAUAACUAAGGAAAGUUAUCUAAAAAUGUGCUGAAACCAUUAUAUUUUUCUACUCAUCAUUUUUGGUUGCCAUUAAGUAAACUUAGUGUCAGCUUCUAAUUUCUUCCUCUGCAUUGCCAAGGCAGCUGUUAGAAACUGAUAUACCAUUGCUACCCAAGCCUGUUCAUGGGAACAGUCAUUGAGCUGGACCUUUAUGCUGAAGAAAUUUCUGACAGACUUAAAAUUAGAAUGACUUUUUUUAUCCAAAGUAGAAAGAAAUUCCAGUGAAGAAGAUGAAGUAGCUGUGAGUGCUCAGAUUGGUAAGAGGUGAUUUUUUUUAUUUUUUUUUCACACUCCAAAUAAUAAUCCAAUUUCUUCAGGUGGCACCUCCUUAGGAAUCUCAUUCUCAGUCUUUGAAGUGCAUGUCUGGCAGGCAAUGAUUAGGAAAUCUCUAGGUUGGUAACAACAUAACACAAAAGAAAAUAACAGAAAUUUUAUGUCAAGAAUGUGAAAAACUUUUUUUUUUUUAAUUUGUGCUUUGGGGUUCAUAGAUAAUGAAGCAGGUAAUUUAGGGGGCUUUAUAACAUUUUCUAGACCAAAAGAAGCAAAACCUUUACCUGCAGUUAUAGCAGCCUUUUGGAGGCAGAUCUUGGAUUUCCACUUUGUGUAGCCCUUUGGGGUUGCAAGCACCAAAUAAACCACAGCCUAUGAAAUAUUUUAGGAAGAAAAAACAAAAAAAAUAAAAUUAAUUGUAUUCAAUCAGCAAAAUGCUCAUGUUUUAGGUGGGAUGUUUACAAUGUUGAUAUGAAUUGCUGGUACAUACCAUAUGUAAAGCAGUGUGUUAGAUACUAAGGAAAACAACCCCCAUUUUAUCAGUGUUUUGCAGUGGCAAACCCAAAGUGCUUUAGUUUUCUGUUUUCUAAAAACAAGAGGAAGAGAAAGACUAGAUGAUUUUUCCCAUUUGGAUAUUUUGUUUUCCCCACUGUAAUGGCACUUGGUGUCUGAUCCUGUUCUCUUCUAGCCUAGAAGUCUGCCUGAAGAUUUGCAGUCCUUGCAGCUCCCAGUACAGUGAGAAAAGGACUCUGUGUGUCACAUAGCAAUCACAUGUAAACACUUUUGUCCCUGUAUUGGCACUUUCAUUGAUAGCCACGUGGUGUUUACCAUGGAAUAUACCUUCUCUCAUUACACUUGUGUUGCAGAGGGAACAUGUGGAAGUAAGAGUGUGAAAGCCCCAAAACCUUUUCUUUUAGGAGGAGUUUAAGACAUUAGUUUCUAAGAAACCAAAAAUGCUGGGUCUAAAAACAAUAGUUUCCACCAUGUUCAAUGGGCAAUAAUUUACUACGCUCUAUAUUCAUGCUCUAAUUCUAAAAUCUUGGUUUGUUUUUAGCUAAUGUGCAGAGCCUUUUGACGCUUGUCUCUGAAAAUCAUCUGCUUCCUCCCGUAGGAAGGAGCUGUUUGAUGAGAUGUUGCAAGCUGUGCAUCAGAAAUGAGUAGCAAUCUAGGGAAAAGGGAUUUUUCUGUGCUCUUGGCAGGAUUUGGGAUGGCCUUCAUUUGUGAAUGAAAUCUUUUACACAAAGCUGUGUGUCACUGAAGGCUUCCCCUGUUACAUCAUGCAGGUUGCUGGCUCUCAUGGCAAACACGGUCACAUCAUGGCAGGAAAUGGUUCCCAGGGUAGAUGUAAUUUGAGAAUGCUUUUGUUAAUAAUGCAAGGAUAGUUUUCAUCAGUUUUUAUUCUGACAUCAUGUGCGAGCUUCUCUCUGCAUCAUCAUCAGCCUAAAGAUGGAUUUAGGUCUUUUACCAUUGUUGUACCACUGUUAGAAUUUCUUAAGAUCCUGGUGGUCUGAAUCUGCAAGAAAGUUAAGGCUAUAGAGGUUCAAAUAGAUGCUUUUGAAGGUACCAUUUGGCAUCUAAGUAAAUUUCGCUCCCAAGUCCCAUUCUAGGCAUUCCAUGCUGGACAUUACGUUCAUUUGUUUUCUUUAAAAAUUCUAAAUUUCUGUCUGCUUUUUUGCUGGAAUUCUUUUUUUCUUUCUGAAAUUCUGGCCCCAUCUUUCUUCAGAAAUGCUCUGGAAAGUAGAAGGCAGUGUGAAGAAGGCAGGGAUUUUGCCAAAUUGAACAUCAGUCAGUGGCAGAGCCUGUAAGGACUCUGUGUGGGCAUCCAGUGCUGCUGCUCUGUGAGCUGAGUAGGAAUGGGGUAGCUCUCAGCAACCUCAGCCUAGCUGGACUUGGAAUCCUAGAGAAUUUUGUCAUUUUUCAAAAUGAACCCUAGGCAUUUUUGAAAACUCAGCCAUAAGGUCUAAUGCAGCAAAAGGUUUGUGGUUGGCCCUGGUUGUUAAUGAAGUACUUGUGCAACGUCUAAGUCCUGCCACCAUUGAGAUGUUCCAGCAUCACAUGUUUAAGGAAGGAAGGUUUCAAUUAAAGGAUGAGAGGGUUUCUGAGCCUCCCACAGCCUCAUGGGCAGAAGAUUAGACAUUAGAAGGACGUUCCCAGAGUGAAGAAUACACCUCUCUGCAGGCACUAAGGGCUGCCUGCUCUCCCCAGCCUCAGCCCUGGGCACUGGCCUUAGAACUUGGGUAUCCUCACCCCAGAGCUGGGGCAAUCAGUCCUCAGGCUGAUGGGGUUGUACACAUGCAGAAGGGAAGUAAAACUAGAAUUUUGUGGGAAGGAGAAAAGGAAAUCAUAGUCCAGUAUCAAACAGAUUGUAUAAAACAAAAUUUUAUUUUCCUUUUCUUUCAAAAGCAAAUGUAAUCCUGCUGAAAUGGAGUAAACAUAGAGUUCCUUGGAGUUUAAUUGCUGUUUGAUGUUGCAGUGUUAGUCAAAAUGAUGGCAGUGUUAAAAAUAAGAUUGUUAUUCCCAUUAAUUAAAGCGGGGGAAUCUUUUAUUUUUUCCUAUUUUUCAGUGAAUCAGCAAGUAAGAAUGUCCAGGGAUCUUAGAGAAAAACACAUGUUAAGUGAUUUUGAACAGAUAAAAAAAACAAUAGAAAUUAUGUGACAGCUGUCUUAAGAAACAUUGGAAGAGCUUGCAAAAUUAUUGAUUAUUGGAGCCAAACUUUGAUUUAGAGCAAAAUAGCACCCAGUACUUUUGAGAGCAAUUUAGUAUGACAAAUCUUUGUUUGAAUUUCAUCACUUUCUUUCAGCAAAACAACAUUCCUCUGCAGGUAAAUUAAAGCAGGGUUUAGCCCCUGCUGGGGGGCUAAACUACCACAGAACUACCCUGCUGUGGUAGUUAUUUAGUCCAGCAUUGGAAGGAGCAGUGUGAGAAUUAUUCUCCAUUUACAACUUAAUUAUUAUUUAUUCAGAGGUCUUUAGUGGGAUUUUCCUGGCAGGCAGGUGUUCUUUUGAUGAAAAAUGCAUCACACCACCACACUGGGAUGCAGAUGUCACCUGAGUGAGCACCUGAGCUCUUAGGAUGAUACAAACUCCUCAGGAGCCUGGGGGCAGAACAGUGCUGGUGUAUUUCAUUUUCAAAAGGACAAAAGGGGGGAAGAGCUCGAGCCAGUUAACAAAACUUCUUUGAUAAAACUGAAAGGGUAAGCAGUGUGCAGUCUGAAACCCUGCCAGUGUCACUUGAGGUGUAUGCAGACAUUUCCCCGAGUGCUUGCUCGUGUAAAACUGCUGAGUUCAGGUAAAACCAGCUGACCUUGGGUGUGCUCUGUCAAGCUGAGGGAUGUAGUAAGUCAAGAAGAAUUUUUGACUGAAGUUGUUUAAUUCUGCUUUGUUAAGGAAAACUUUGCUUGGUGCAAGAGGAUGAAAAAAAAAAAAAAAUAUAAAAGAAUAUUUCAUUUGAGCUUUUCAGGUCGCUAGUCUGUGCCUGUGGUUUCUUGCUUCCAAAGCUGUGUGUGUAAUGUGUCUGAGAUGUGGGAAUGGGGCAGCAGAGGAGAAUUCUUCUGCCCUGGAUGCCAUAGGGAGUCUUUGUGCUCUGGGGAGCACCACUGAAAUCUGCAGGUGUGGAAGAAGGUGUAAAUGAGCAGUGAAUUAAUUAGGGAAAUUCCAGUAUUUCUUUUUUCUGUGUGGAAGCAUAAGAGCAGGUGUACAGGACCUUGCCACUGCUGCAGGCCAUGUGUCCUUUUAUGAUUGAAUUCUCUUGUCCUGAGGUAAAACCAUAGAAAAUCAGAUCAAAUAAUAGCUCAAAUUUUCAACGCUCAGAAACAAUUGAUGUGAAUUAGCAACUGCUCUUUGCUUUUAUGUAUUUAUUUAAAAGAGUUGGGAGGUUUUGGUGGUGCUUUUUUAUUCUCCUCUGACUUUAGUUGUAUUCCCCCAUGCUUUCUUAAAAAAAAAAAUUAAAAAAAGCUCUGUGAUCUGGUCAGAGAGAAAUCAGUGAGGGGUUUGCCAUGUGUGUACAUACUGCUGUAGGUAGAAAGCCUGCUAAAGUCUCUUAAAGCUGACUUUCCUUUUCAAAAUUCCUGCCUGAUCCCGAAACACAACGAAAACCUGUGUUUGAAUGCAAAAUGUUGAUUUGUAGGUGUUUGUAAACCUUGAUACAGUACUGCAGAUGGUGUCCCAAAAGAUCAAACACAACGUUAAUAACUGCUAUGUGAUGUUGAUGAUAUCUUUAAUAUUUCAACCAUGUCAGCGUACUUUUGGUCAUUACUUUUCUAAAGUUAAGUCUUCUUCUCUUGAAUAAUCAAUAUCAGAUGUUUGCAUGAUGGAAAGUAAUUUAAGUUUACUUUUUAAAAAGCCGUGAUUCAUACUGUGGGUUACGUUUGUUUAACAGAUUAACAUUUUCACUGAUGGGUGGCAGUUUUUUUUUCUUUUUAGUGCUUUUGAUAGAAGAACAUCUAGGAUAUUUUCCAACAAAAACACAUUUUUUCACCUUUGCCUCCAGUUGUGGAAGAAAGACCUUCCAAAAAUAAUUCUUUUCCAAUACAGUUUGGCCUGUCUGGGUAACAAUAUGCAAGUAUAUAUAUCAUGUAGAAGAUGUGAUUGAAAAAAUUAAAAAUCCCAUUUUGGUAAAGUGAUCAAGAAAUUAAUAUAGCAAGAUUACAGCCCUUUCUCAAUUAAAAUCUUUGGUGUGCCAAUAUAAUUGAAGCACUUGACCCCCACCAGAUUCGAGGGCCAAAUUAUACAAUUUU